UGCCCGGGGCUGUGGCCCUUCCCCACAGGGAGCUCACCAUGGCCCCGCCACUCCUGUUGCUGCUGCUGGCCAGUGGAGCCGCCGCCUGCCCGCUGCCCUGCGUGUGCCAGAACCUGUCGGAGUCGCUCAGCACCCUCUGUGCCCACCGAGGCCUGCUGUUUGUGCCACCCAACGUGGACCGGCGCACGGUGGAACUGCGCCUGGCUGACAACUUCAUCCAGGCUGGACCGCCUGACUUCCGCAACAUGACAGGGCUGGUGGACCUGACGCUGUCCCGAAAUGCCAUCACCCGCAUCGGGGCCCGCGCCUUCGGGGACCUGGAGAGCCUGCGCUCUUUGCAUCUGGAUGGCAACAGGCUGGUGGAGCUGGGCAGCGGCAGCCUCCGGGGGCCUGUCAACCUGCAGCACCUCAUCCUCAGUGGCAACCAGCUGGGCCGCAUCGCGCCAGGGGCCUUCGAUGACUUCCUCGACAGCCUCGAGGACCUGGAUGUGUCCUAUAACAACUCCGGCAGGUCCCUGGGCGGCAUCGGGGCCAUGCCUGCCCUGCACACCCUUAACCUGGACCAUAACCUCAUCGACGCACUGCCCCCAGGUGUCUUUGCCCAGCUUAGCCAGCUCUCCCGCCUUGACCUCACCUCCAACCGCCUGGCCACGCUGGCACCUGACCCGCUCUUCUCCCGAGGUCGGGAUGCGGAGGCCUCCCUCCCCCUGGUGCUGAGCUUCAGCGGGAACCCACUGCACUGUAACUGUGAGCUGCUCUGGCUGAGGCGGCUGGCCCGGCCUGAUGACCUGGAAACCUGUGCUUCGCCACCACCCUUGGCGGGCCGCUACUUCUGGGCAGUGCCUGAGGGAGAGUUCUCCUGCGAGCCUCCACUGAUUGCCCGUCACACACAGCGCCUGUGGGUGCUGGAGGGCCAGCCUACUCUGAGGUGCAGGGCCCGUGACCCUGUGCCCACCAUGCACUGGGUUGGCCCUGACGACCGGCUGGUUGGCAACUCUUCACGAGCCUGGGCUUUCCCCAACGGCACUCUAGAGAUUGGGGUGACAGGCGCUGGAGAUGCAGGAGCCUAUACCUGCAUCGCCACCAACCCCGCUGGCGAGGCCACAGCCCGGGUGGAGCUGCGGGUGUUGGCCUUGCCCAUGGUGGAAAACACCAGUGGAGGGGGCCGUCCUGGGCCCUCAGACAUUGCUGCUUCUGCUAGAACUGCUGCCGAAGGAGGGACUUUAGAGUCUGAGCCAGUGGUGCAAGUGACGGAGGUGACUGCCACCUCUGGCCUGGUGAGCUGGGGCCCCGGGCGGCCAUCUGUGGUGUGGAUGUUCCAAAUCCAGUACAACAGCAGCGAGGGACGACCUCUCAUCUACCGGAUCGUACCAGCCUCCAGUCCCGACUUCUUACUGAAGCAUCUGGUUCCUGGUGCCGACUACGACCUCUGCCUGCUGGCCCUGUCACCUGCUGCCGGGCCUUCCGACCUCACGGCCACCAGACUGCUGGGCUGUGCCCACUUCUCCACGCUACCAGCCACACCCCUGUGCCAUGCCCUACAGGCCCAUGUGCUGGGCGGGACCCUGACUGUGGCAGUAGGUGGGGUCCUAGUGGCCGCCUUACUGGUCUUCACUGUGGCCUUGCUGGUUCGGGGCCGGGGAGGGAAUGGCCGCCUGCCACUCAAACUUAGCCAUGUCCAAUCCCAGACCAAUGGUGGCACCAGCCCCAUGCCCAAGAGCCACCCACCACGGAGCCCUCCACCCCGUCCCCAGCGCAGCUGUUCCCUGGACCUGGGAGACACUGGUGGGUGCUACGGGUAUGCCAGGCGCCUGGGAGGGGCCUGGGCCCGGCGGAGUCACUCUGUACAUGGGGGGCUGCUGGGAGCUGGGUGCCGGGGCCUGGGGGGCAGUACAGAGCGGCUGGAGGAGAGUGUGGUGUGACAGGAGGCCAGCCUCUUCGUGCCCUGAGGAAGGCAGUGCCACUGCGGGGCCCAGGUGGCAGCACCCAGCCUGGGUGGGCAGCACGGCCCUGGG
Molecule: messenger RNA, 2015 nt
Organism: Peromyscus leucopus (white-footed mouse)
Lineage: Eukaryota; Metazoa; Chordata; Mammalia; Rodentia; Cricetidae
Product: leucine-rich repeat and fibronectin type-III domain-containing protein 4
Molecular function (GO): protein binding
Source: RefSeq, a predicted model, not a curated record